GCGGCUCUUGUGUCUCGCUUACGAGAGGGAAGAAGUCAAACGCCAACCCAAACUUCAGCUCUUCUCUCCACUUCCAUCCAUAGUAGCACUCAACAACAACAACAACCUCGUGUUGGGCUUCAGUAACCGACGAUAUAUUUCUCAGUCCGUCCUUAUUAUCAGCUAACGGCUUUUUGAACGGAAUCUGCUCUCGUUUCAUUGGACUGCUCACUCUAAAACCCCUCCCCUCUGCGCAUCUCCAAACCAACAAAUGACUCCCUGCAAGCUCUCCGUCCCCCGUAUUUUUUGUGACCUUAGACAAGUGGAAGAAUAAACCUGCGAGUCACGAUGCCCAGCCUGUGACCUAACAAAAGAAAGCAGCAAUAACUUUACCGCGAACCAUGGAGCCCACUGUGGUCGAUGACAACAUGGAGGUGGCCUCAGACGCAGGCCAUAGGCAUCCCGGGAAUAUCGAUGAUAUCGAAAUCGACCUUGACCUUGCCCAGGAGUGCGUUCCUGAGCAAGAUGAUGAUGUACUUGUGGAUGACGCUUCCGCCACAGCUUCAGACCACCCCACUGCUGAUGCAAAUAUCACGUACGACGCAGAUAUGGCAGAUGGCGAAUAUAUAGACGAAGAUAUAUUGGCUUCAGGAUAUGAUCAAUACCAGCAAAGUUACUAUCAACUCGAUGAAGAUUCUGCUUAUAAUAAUCCGAUGGAUUACGAGGCAGAGAUGGAAGACGACUACGAAGAAGACAUUGAUGCCCCCAUCCCUGACAGCGAUAUCGAAGAGACAGACAUACCCACUACGAAAGAAGUGAAAGAAGAAAGAGAAGCGGAAGGAGGAGAAGAAGAAAAAGAAGAAGAAAAGGAAAUAGAAGAAGUGAAGCUUGCCGAGGACGCCAAAAGCCCUGCUCCGGAAACCCUUUCCCAAUCAGAUCACGUCGAAACUGAAAUUUCCAACGCACCAGCAGUGGCUGAGGAGCACCUUGCCACCCGUGAAGAUACUGCUAUUGCUCAGCCAAAAUACCCCAAGGAGUUUACCGUAGAGGAAGGUAACGAUUCUUCGCAGGGUAUGGAGAACGCGGACGCCGCACACCUAAGUGGAGACUUCGAAAAAUAUGGUGAAGAUGUUGAGCCUGACUUAGAAGAUCUACAUGGGCACAGUCAAACAGAACCCGAACCUCAAAACACUACAGCUCAAGAACCUGAGCAUCAAGAUACAGAAUCUGGAGGACAGAAACUCCCGCCGUUGGACCAAGAAAACCAAUCAGAUACUACCGAGAGUUAUCAUUUUGUUGAAGCACAAGACUACGAAACACAGGGCGAAGUACAUGAGCUCCAAAAAAGCAGCAGUCUACACCCAGUAAAAGUACUGUACCAGGAUAGCGAAAUAUCGUUGUUCCCGCCUGGAGAAAAUGACCCGACAGAAACCUUUUUUCUACAAGAUGAAGGACUAGCAAAUGCUCCAGUAGCGGAGCUUGUGGGAGCGUGCCGACAAGUGCUAGGUGAGCAUAUUAGCGAGGACGAAGAGUUAAUACUGGACAUCGAAAGUCUUGGAUUGCAUUUGCCUGAGAACUCUGUUCCCAUAAUCACGACAUCUUUGGUCCAAAUUAUUCAAGUUUAUCUUGAUCUUUGCUCCAAUGAUGGUAUCAACGAACCUGAACCUCUAUAUAUAACGCUCUCUUCAAGACCCACUUUCACAGCUGAGUUCGCUCGCCUUGCAGCAUCUGCCAAUGAGGGUAAAGGAUUAUCUUAUCUAACAUGGGAAGAUUAUGAUAUCGACAAAGCCGAACAAGGUGUGGAACAUGAAGCGGAGGAUGAAGAAGUACAUGAACAGCCAUUAUUAACGACAGAAGACACCGGCUCGCCGGCUGAGCCGUACUCUCGCCUUGUUGAACCUGCUGAUGAAGAAGGAAUCUCGUCUGAAAGCGUAACUAGGAGCCCACGGCAUGAUUCGACAAGCCGAAGCCCAGAAAUCAAAUCCCCAGAGCAACAUUUACUAGCACAGGCGGAACCGGAGUUUUGUGCACCUACUGAUGAAAACGACCAAGUCGUUCAUGACGACUUCCCAACCAAAACGCCUAGCCAUGGUAGCAUCGAAUCAUCGCAGAAUGCUGAAGAAUGCAGCGAUACAGAACAUGGCCAAGGUGAGGAUAGGGGAAGAGAAAAAGUGCGAGUACACGAAGAGGACAACUUAAAAAUCGAACACGGCGAGGUCGCAACUGAGCCCCAGGAUUCGGGUUCUCAAAGCCCUACCCUACCACAAACUAUGAAAAUACCAACUGUACACCUUUCAAGGGAUGAAUCAACUGAUCAACAGUCGGAAGAGUAUGUGCAAGGAUACGAGUUCAACAACGCGCCGCAAUUGGAAGCGGAAGCGGAAGACGAUAUUCAAGAAGAAUACCAAAAUGGUGGUGCUGACUUUACACAUGAAGAAGACCACACGGAAAGCCAUACCGUCUCUUUAGACAAUGGAUAUGGUUCUGAUAUUUAUGCUCAAUCAACAACCAAUAAGGAUGUACACAUUGAAAUCGAUUUAGGAACAAAUGAUGCGAUGCCGCGAGAGGAAGCUAUUGCCGACCAUGACAACGACAACCUGGAUGAAGGUGAAAUUUUCGAACCCGGUGAAGCUGUACGCGGGACCGAGAACGCGGAAAAUUCCGUCCCGAUGACCAACAGAGAAGAAGCCACCCCUGGGUUGGUGAUUAAAUCUCCCACAAGAGAUGCUCCAAAAACUCCGGAACUAACCCAUGAUUCCUUCGAGAUUCAUGAAGAUCUCUUUAAGAGUCCGAUGGUGGAAGCUAAUGAGGCGAUAGCUGCUAUUGGCUCACCAACUGCCCCUCUCGACGAUGCGGCUGAGGAACCCCUUUCUUACACCGGCGGAUCUGGGCCAUACGCAGUGGAAAGGCCCACUUCGGAGCUCGGUGAAAUAAACGCUACUGCCAGCCCCACAAUUGGUGGGAAUUUCGAUGAAUCUCUCACCACAACAACUUCAGACAAAGCCGUUCUUGAGACGGACGAGUUGCUCGCGCGUGCUAGCCCUAAAUCAACAAAGCGUUCGUUCAUAGAUUCUGGCAUUAAUGAUGUCGAGGGUUCCACGCCAGACAUAAAGCGACAUCGGCCGGAGUAGCAUAUUUGGGCCUUUAACACAGGGAUACUCAGUCAUGCACAACUUAGCGGCCACAUGCGUCAUAUACGCCACCGUUUCUAAUGGACAUCUGGAAGAAAGCUAACCCACCGCAGUGACCCUUAAGCCCCGUUUUUGUACUAACACAAUCAGUUCCUAUUAACUAGACACCUGUCGAGCGGCAAACGACUUUCAAGGUAAGUAUGUACUAACAUUCAGUUUCCAGUCCGGUCCCUGAUAUUAUCCCUCCCUUCCGUCCCAUCCAUCUUGAACUAUUGAAACCGGCUUUCGAACACCCCUUCUUCCCCCGAAAAAUAAAUGGUGUCUUUAUUCUCUGUCUCUACUGCAAAUGGUCUCUAUUUAUCUUCCAUGCCCAGUACCGCUCUAGGCUUUUUCACGCCUAUGUGAUGUUUCCGCUCUGGCUGAGUUUUAUGUGACUGGCAACGGAUAUUCAUAAGGCUUCAGUUCUUGAAUCCUGUUAACCGAUUUUUGCCUCCGGAUGAAUGUCGUUCAAGCUCGACAACGGUAAAUCCAUCCGCUGUCGCCGAUGGAAGAAUUUAACACCACCGUGGUCGUUCCGCGGUAGGUGAUGGAAAUAACGAUAAUGCUUACCUCUCUUUCUUUUUCCUUUGUGCUGCGCUGGUACCAUGGUUAUGCAUGGAAAACACUCCGGCGUUGUAACGACUAUUGGGGGAUAUACGACGAUGAUACCUUGAUCGUGUGGCAUUUUCCCUCGGAAUAUAUACACCUCCGCUUCCAAACCCUUCCAAGGUUUUGUAGGUUUGGGUUCACAUUGGCGUUAGACGCCCUUGGGAUAACGGCCCGAUCUUUUGGUAUUGUUUGACCAGGCAAUCUUCGACUAUUACCAGUAACUACCUUUAUACUUUCUUCUCUUCCUUAACCUCUAUCCUCUUCCAAGAUUUUUUAUCGCACCCUCCGACCUCCUUCCCCUUUCUAUCUAUUACACAACUUUCCAUUUUCGAGAAACCACUUUCUGUUGUUCCUACCCUAAAUUUAGACAUCUUCUGCCUUUAUUAGCAUCAAACCUAACCCCCGAUCAUGUUGAGUUUCUGAGCAGUAUUUAUACCUUUCUUUAUAGCUUUAAUUUGGUAUGGCAAAGUAACCCUGUGUUUUUCAAACAGCGAAAGUUUUUCUUUUUUUCGUUUCUUUUUCCCCUUUGUCUGCGCUGCCGGUAUUAUGUUCCCCUUUCUUCAGAUACUCGCUAUUGGGAGGAUAAAUGGAUUUGUGUACGUUAACGCCACUUUUUAGCUUACUUCUGUGGAUAUUUGCCCUUUCCAGAUACAUUGCCACCUUGUCGAUCGCGUUGUUUAGACUUGCAAAGCGUAUUCUACGGGAAAUGAAUCGACCCUACAGGGCACAUCCUUUCAAGUAGUCCAAGGAGAUCGGAGGAUGGAGGAAUAUAAUAUUUAUCAAGCAAAAAAAAAAGAAAAAAAAAAAAAAGUUACUACAAUAAAAUAAAAGACAUAGGCCAACAUCUAUGAUAAAUCUCCCCCGCAUGGUAUGCAAAAACCGCAACCAUUUCCUCCUCCUCCCUUCCCCGACCUCUGUCACUGGUACUAUGCAUUGUACAACAACAGCAAGUCCUCCUCUCCCCAAUCUCACAAAUUCCACGCCCUCCUCCGAGCCGUGAACGCCGCUCUCGCCAACUCCGCAUUCACCACACACGUACACAUCUCCGCAAGCGCCCCAUUCGCACGCCCGUCAUUCAAGUAGGUGAUAGAAUCGACUUUCCCGGCCCCAAUGCCGACCAUGAUCGCAUCGCGGAACGCAUGAUUCCGCCACGAACCCACUCUCGCGCACCUCGUUGCCAUUGACGCGUAUGGGUUGGUGCUAUUGUCGUUGCCGCUGUUGAAGUGCGAGGGGCAAAUGCCAACGGCGUUGGUGCUGUUUGUUGUGAAGCUGGCGAGGCAGUCGAGGGCUGGGAGUAGGCGGCGGCGCAGACCGCAGCCGAUGUGGUUGGGGUCGAUUUGGUAUUCGGGGCAUUGGCGGAGGGAGGCGAGGAGGGUUGCUAUGUUUGUUGGUGGCGGAGGGGGUUGGGUGGAGUUAGUAGUGUUGUGAGUCACAUGGUCUGCGUUUUCGUCCUCAGAAUCACCAGAAUCAUGCAUGUGCGGUGGUAAGGUAGAUUCCAGAUGCAGGGUUUUGGUUCGUGUGGUGAAAAAACGGAUAAUUUCUCCCAGGUGGAAGGAGUCGCAGGCGCGGGAAUUUUCGUACAUUCGACGGCACUGUAGGCGCAUUGAAUGCUGUGGUGGCUGUAGCGGAAAUGCAGAUAUACUGGGGUCCGUUAUUUGAGGAGAAUGUGGAGAAGAUUCUGGGGGUAGGGCGCCGUAUGCGCGGAGAAAAUGGGAUUGCAAAUCUGUGAUUGUAUCUAGGAUGGAUUCGUGACGGAAGCGGAGCUCCUCUAGAAAUCGGUGCCAUUAGGGGCAUAUGUGAGUGAUUUACAUGUUUUGAUGCCAAUAUCCAGUAAGGAAGCAGUGGGCGGGAAUAUUUAUCAAUUGCAAGGGAUUCAGAAGACCACGCAUACCUUCAAUUCCGUGCGGAAGAUGCCACCAUAGCGGCCUAUCGAUACCGACCCAUCCAUCUCCGCCGCCAGAUACCCACUCCCUGGAACCGUCAAUGAUUAGCAUAUGUGUGAAAGCCAAAACUCCGUCAUUGGACCCCAGAAAUAAGGCAAAAUAUAUGGCUUGGCGUGUGCGCUCUUCGUCCUCAACCCGGGAAGACUGGAGACGACGUAGUGUCUUGGAUAUCAGUGUCUGGCCCACAGAUUUGGAUACCCCGUCUAGCGGAAUAUUCAGAGCCCGUUUGAGCGCCUCCUGGCCACCAAACUUGUCAGAAAGAACGAUCAAAUUGGCCACGAAUGAAAUCGAUUUCUUCGCAAGGUGAUUGAGAAUGUCUUGUAUAUUCUGGUCAUCGUGCGACAUUGCACUGCCAAGAUAUAACACUCUCAAAAACGUCUCAAUUAGAUCUGCCUUAUCAAAUACACCAGCAAGCGGCGGUAGCUCGAUGCUGAUUGUAGGCAAUUCUGCGAAUGCAGCUUCAUCAUCAUUCAUGGACACUUCACCAGCUCCGUAUUUCGCAUCUAAUUGAGCCGUCUUUUCAAAAAGCUCUCGCCCUUCCCGAAACUUGUCAGGAUCUAAAAUCACUCUGAAAUACGUGCUUGAUUCUUUCAAAGCCGUGCUUGAAACACCCAUGAGGUACUUCAUAUGCGCCAAUUUCCGUGCACCAGACGACGGCGAAGGCGUGAACUCCAAGACAACAUCAACAUCGGAGCAUAAUAUUUUUGUCUUCGUGACGCCGAAGCGGCCCUCUCCUGUUUGCUGCUGGUUUAAGACCCUUGCCUCUCCUCCGCCCACUAGGCCAUUGGGCCCUGUAGCUCCCGGCAGCGGAGGAAAGCUGUCCUCCAUUGUAGUAAUUGAGUCACCGGUUUCAUAUCACCGGAGUGCAAGAGUCAAAAAAUAAUACAGUAGCUCGUCCACAUUUAAGGUAUGCGUGAACUAGAGUAGAGCUGUUUGACGGCGCGGUACACUGAAGCUCCUGAGGAGAGAAUCGAUUCUUGGAGGAUGGGAUAUGUGGGCAGGGAUUGUGGAAUAGAAAGCGACACGAUGAUAGAUGGGUAACUAUUAAUUUUAGGACCUUGGCAGGAUAGAAGACAAAGACAUCAGUAUAGACGCAGGUCAAUGGACGGAAGACAUCGAACAACUAAGUGAAUAGAUAUUGUGUCUUACUGCAUGAGGAUAGAGAACUCUUCCCCA
Blastomyces gilchristii SLH14081 is the source of this 6877-nucleotide messenger RNA. RefSeq lists its product as uncharacterized. The record is from RefSeq and is a predicted model, not a curated record. The coding region runs from base 381 to 3110 and encodes 909 amino acids. Lineage: Eukaryota; Fungi; Ascomycota; Eurotiomycetes; Onygenales; Ajellomycetaceae. The transcript has 3 exons.